Argentina anserina (silverweed cinquefoil) is the source of this 1212-nucleotide messenger RNA. RefSeq names its product calcineurin B-like protein 7. Gene Ontology annotation, biological process: calcium-mediated signaling. The record is from RefSeq and is a predicted model, not a curated record. The transcript has 9 exons. Gene Ontology annotation, molecular function: calcium ion binding; kinase binding. Bases 212 to 865 code for a protein of 217 amino acids. Lineage: Eukaryota; Viridiplantae; Streptophyta; Magnoliopsida; Rosales; Rosaceae.
UUCCCAGUCUGUGCCUAACUUCAUGAGUCAUAAAAGAAGUAAUACUUACAUGAGUUGUAUUAAGGGAAAAAUUAGAAAAGGGUCUGCAUGCUUCUUAGCGUGCUGAGCUGAAUCAGGUAGAGAUUUUGGGGGUUUCUACAAAUUUCUCUGUUUCUUGGGGAUGAUCGAAUGGAAAGAAGAUUGAAGUUUCUGAUAUUCUUAUAUUGGUAUCAUGGCUCCUUUCAUGAGCUGUUUUUGCUUCAAGAGUUCCCAAGUUCAUAGACAGAGAAUUGGAUAUGAGAAGCCUACUAUCCUUGCUUCAGAAACUGCUUUUACCGUAAAUGAAGUUGAAGCUUUGUACGAUCUGUUUAAGAAAAUAAGCAAUUCCAUUAUUAAAGAUGGUCUUCUACACAAGGAAGAAUUCCAACUUGCACUAUUUCAAAGCAGCAGCAAGCAGAAUCUUUUUGCUGACAGGGUAUUUGAUUUGUUUGAUGUCAAGCGUAAUGGGGUGAUUGGAUUUGGAGAAUUUGUCAGAUCAUUGAGCAUUUUCCACCCAAAUGCUUCUGAAGCAGACAAAAUUUCAUUUGCAUUUAGAUUGUACGAUCUACGACAGACUGGCUAUAUUGAGCGUAAUGAGGUAAAGAAGAUGGUGUUAGCCCUAUUGAGUGAAUCAGAUCUGGCACUUACCGAUGAUGUUAUUGAAACAAUAGUUGACAAGACAAUGAUGGAGGCAGAUUUAAAAGGAGAUGGAAAAAUUGAUCAACAAGAAUGGAAUGAAUAUGUGGCAAAGCAUCCAUCUGUUAUAAAGAAUAUGACUCUUCCAUAUCUAAUGGAUAUAACAAUAGCAUUUCCCAGCUUUGUGCUCAACACUGAAGUUCAAGAUUAGAUACAACGGUUGUGGUAAAGAUCACACACAAUGGCUAAGCGUUUUUCUCAAUACUUGGAUGUCUAAACACAUGUAGUAACGAUGAUCCAUGUUUAGAGCACAAUGAGGUGGAAGGAACCUGCAGAAAGAGAAGUUUAUACCGUAGCAUAGCCUGUAUGUUUUAUACUCUAUGUUUUGAUCGAAAGAGUUUUUGUAAUCUAAUUGUAUGAUUUACUAUACAUGUUAAUUUAGGUUGAAAAUUGGUUUCCCAAACUCUAGUGAAAUGUCCAUUGCUUUUUGUACUUUUCAUUUUCAAUAAUUCAUCCAUCCACAUUGUUAUAGAUGACAAGAUUAAAACCAUAAGAUCA